CCCCGACGCCGGGAUGACGUACCGCAGGCGCGCCUUUAUUUACAUUUUCGAUUAAUCACAGAGUAUACCAAAUCACGUGUUAUGUUACUUAUGCUCACGCUCGUAUCUAGAUUUAUUCAAAUUUGAAUUUUGGCAUGCUGUCAAUAGAGUCAAAAAUGCAUAUAUAGGUACAUCACUAUGCAUUUAAGGGUUCUCAAUGGCAACUUGCAUUGAGAAUUGUCUCAAGAAAAUUUCCAGUAAUUUUACGGACAUUCUGAAAAUGUUUGGAACUUGUACAUUGCUAGUUCGACACCAUUCAUCAGAACCAUAUAAAAUAAGUCACAUUCUGACGGUGAACCUUUAGAAAAUGGUAGACGACCAUGAAAGUAAAGAGAACGUAAAUCCAGUAGAAAAAAAUGUGGUCGCCAUCGAAGCUGCAGCGGAUUCGGACGAGAAGAAAGAUCUCGACAAAAUAAACUCGAUCAAAUCAAACGGACAUGACUUAGUUGCUAAAUAUACUGUUGCUGAUGGUGAUGAGUCACCGGUAGAUCGGGUGAAAUUUGUAGGAAUAGGAGAUGAUGAUAGCAUCUGUUCCGAUGAAUCUAGUGAAGAAGAAAAGCUCCCACCAAUUCCAGACGGGGGAUGGGGCUGGGUAGUUGUAAUAUCAGCGUUUCUAGUCUCUGCCUGUGCCGACGGCUUGGCAUUUUCUUUUGGAUUACUUCACGAAGAAUUCACUAUCUACUUCGAAACUACGCAGUCAAAGACAUCUUUGAUCGGAAGUUUAUUCAUAGCUACUCCACUGCUAGCUGGACCAAUAAUGAGCGCUUUAGUGGAUCGCUAUGGCUGCCGAAUAAUGACGAUGAUAGCUGGAGUGCUAUCAACCGUUGGAUUUCUACUAGCUUCAGUUAGCAAUUCAGUAGAAGUACUUUGUCUAACAUUUGGUUUCCUAAGUGGCCUAGCUAUGGGCAUUUUAUACGUAACUGCUGUCGUAUCAGUGGCUUUCUGGUUCGACAAGCGAAGAAACUUGGCAGUAUCUUUAGCUUCCUGCGGGAUAGGUUUCGGCACAUUGUUAUACUCACCGAUGACGAAUUAUUUUCUAUAUUUGUACGAUUGGAGAAAUACUAUAGUGUUAUUAGCCGGUACUUUGUUAAAUAUGUGUGUCUGCGGAGCUCUGAUGAGAAAUCCUGAAUGGUUGAAGAUUAAAAUGAAGCGUGAAAGGAAAGAGAGGAAAUUAGCAAGGUCAAAAUCUGGAAGAUCGUCCAGUAAUAGCUCUGUAGGCUCUGUGGGAGGAGAGUCGGUAUUCAUAACUGCGGAAGAGAUAAGAGAUUUGAUGAAGAGUGGAAAGAGUCCAGAAUACAUUCUGUCGACUUUGGCUACAACUAUAGCAGAGGCUGAACAGCUCGAAGCUACUACUCAGAUGAAUGCAGAUCAGGCAUUCCAAAGAAGAAUGCAUUCCGCGAUACAUUUACCAACGUUCAUACAACAAAACGAAAAGGUGCCAGCGGAAGUAAUUGAAAAACUAAUGGCCAAUAAGCGUCUAUACAACAUAAUACUCCAGAACUAUCCAGACGUACUGACAAGACGAAAAUCCGAAGUCAAUAUUGUUAUUGAAGCACCGAAAGAUUCUAAAAAUGCUCCAGAGCCAGCUCAAUUACCAGUGACUAUUAAAGUCAAGAAACCUAAGCAUGAAUCGGAAACUAAGAAAUCUGGAGAGAAAAUGAAUGAAGAAAACAAGGCUGAAGAGAAAGUGGGAGCAAGCAGCGCUCUAACAGCGAGUAAUAUUAAGUUAUUGCAAGAAAAGUCUAAGCACAAACCUCAUGCCCACCAUACUCAUACGUCGCAAAAUAUGCCAACCAACUGGUUUGCGAGGCAAAUAUCCACAGAUCAUCAUUAUCUAAGAGAGAUGCACAUGACCAGAAAUACGUUGAUGCAUAGAGGUGCUAUGCUCAACAUACCGAGGUACAAGCUUCGAGCGUCUUCUCUUCCUGACAUUUAUCGGAACUCGAUGUGGUCUCUUGAUUCUGAAUCGGACGAUGAAAUGAUGUGGUAUCACCGCUUCUUCGAGAUCAUGAAGUCCAUGUUCGACUUCCGAAUGUUCACGGAGUUCCACUUCCUAAUGUUUAACCUGGCGUCUCUCAUUCUCUCCGUGUGGUUCAUCGUGCCAUACUUCUUUUUGAAGUCUUAUAUGACAGAGAGUGGUAUUGAGGGCGGUGCUAUGAUGAUUAGUAUCAUUGGUGUCGCUAGCAGCAUUGGCAUUGUCGUCCUCGGCUGGGCAGGCGACCAACCCUGGAUCAAUGUGACCAAGACCUACGCCAUCUGCCUCAUCAUCUGCGGCCUCUCUGUCGCGGCCUACCCUCCUUUCAUCAAGAACUAUUGGGCCUUGACCGUCAUCUCAGCCAUCUUUGGACUGUCAUUCGCCAGUUCUUACUCCUAUACUCCUGCUAUAUUGAUGGAGUUGAUGCCUAUCGACCAUUUCACUGUGGCGUAUGGAUUGAUUCUGUUGAGUCAGGGGAUUGGACAUCUUGUGGGGCCGCCUAUUGGAGGUAUGCUCUAUGACGUCACCGGAACCUGGGACCUCACGUUUUACGUCGGCGGCCUCUGGUUGGUCAUCUCCGGUGUGUGCGUCGGUGUUAUAGCUUACACGAAGGACUUGCGUAUGUGUGGGAGCGCCCCGCUGUUGAAGGAGGCUGAGGAAAAGAGUGAGAGCGGUGUAGAUGUGUAAGAGAGGCCUCUGAUUGGUUAGCUCCUUUGUGUGCGUAGGUGCUACUGCGUAUACGAAGGACUUGCGUAUACGUGGGAGUGCCCCGCUGCUCAAAGAAACUGAGAAAAGUAAGAGCGACGUAUAUGUGUAAAAGAGAUAGACUGUAACUAAGUUCGAAAACACUAUUUUUAUACCGAGUAUUACGUCAUGUAACUCAUGCAUGAGGUUUUUAAAGGUAUAGUCAGGGCAAUUUUAAUGAGGUCUAAGUCAAAAUUAUAGAUAGAAUAAGUGCUAAACCAAUAUAAUACAUUCAUAGCAGGAAAAUAUGACCGUAUGAAGUUAACCUUUGAAGGAGCUUUCCUGAAUAAAGAAACCCUCAGUUCUGAAAAAACGAAAAAGUUUUGUACAGUUUUCAGGUCGCACUGAUGUUUAUAUUUCAAAGAUUUCUAUACAAUAUUUACCUACAUACAAAUUUUACCUAAUGCUGUUGCAAAUAAAUAUGGUAUUUUUAUAAAAUUUUCUCAUUUUAAUUCGUAAGAGAAAUCUCAUAUAAGCAUAACGAUUUAUUGGAAUAUUUUGUAACCGUAUUUAAAUUUAGAUGUUUUUACAAAAAUGUAUAUUGUAUUGUAUUCCAUGUAUGUAUAAAGUGUAAUGUAACAAAUAAUAAAUUAAUAAUUGUAUGUGGCAUAAUCAGUCAGUGACUGCCAUAGUUACAUUAUAAUAAAUCUUUUUUUUAAUCAA
This is a messenger RNA of Leguminivora glycinivorella, 3421 nucleotides long. RefSeq lists its product as uncharacterized. NCBI's taxonomy places the organism in Eukaryota, Metazoa, Arthropoda, Insecta, Lepidoptera, Tortricidae. The transcript is spliced from 6 exons. Gene Ontology annotation, molecular function: monocarboxylic acid transmembrane transporter activity. The coding region runs from base 347 to 2701 and encodes 784 amino acids. The record is from RefSeq and is a predicted model, not a curated record. Gene Ontology annotation, biological process: monocarboxylic acid transport; transmembrane transport.